UCUAACUCAUUUGGUCUCUCAUUUCAGUCGAAUGAGGGCAGUUGGACAAAAUGGAUGGUUUUCGAAGCCUCCUAGUCAUUUUAGUAUUGGGUUUAUUUCAGCGGCUUCAAGCCAAGUUUGUUUGGAACACAGGCGGUGCAUCUGCACUUUUUAUGGCCAUUGCUUUGCCCUUGGAUUUGCCAAGAAAAGAGGUGUUUUUGUCCUAUAAUUUUGAAGCCGGUUAUGAACUCCCAAGGACUUGGAAAAAAAAGCCACCAGUUUUACGCAAUGGAAAUGGUACCGAUGAUGGCUCAAUGAAUGACCACCAUGAUCACCAACAAUUUGAUGACUUUGUUUAUGAUGACUACUAUGAUGAUCCUGGACAUAAACACAAGCACAAGCAUCACCAUAGUAAGAAAAAGAAAAAGACUAAACCGAAACCAGGAGCAUCUGGAAAACCACAUAAACAAAAGCAUAAAAAUAAACACAAACAUAAGCCAAAACCAAAGCCACCGCCAACACAACCACCAGAGGACGAGGGGGAUGAAGAUUACAAGGACUUUUUUCAAGGAUUUCCGCUCGAUGGCAUGGGUGAUCCAGUGGGUAGAAGCAGGGAGAAGAGAUCCCUGCUUUCACGUACCAAGUUCUACAAUAUUUUGAGUCAUCGUUUUGAAAUGCAUGGCUUAGGCACGGGAGACCGCUGCCUACUUCGACUGAUCUGCGAGGCCAAUAGCUAUAGUCUGGCCGACCUUAAUGGCGUUUUGGGCAGCUUGGUCCAUGUAAUGUUUAGUCCCAGUAGUUCUCGUUACGAGGCCUUACCCCAGCGUUACUACACUGCCGAGUUGGAUGGAAUCCAGGGGCACUGCGGGGACUACAAACUUAAAUGUCAGCACAGUGUACUUGAUUUGAUCACGCAACCCAUAGCCCGCUAUAAGGAAAAUAAUAAUAAAUGGCAGUAAAAUUG
This is a messenger RNA of Drosophila ananassae, 943 nucleotides long. RefSeq lists its product as uncharacterized. The record is from RefSeq and is a predicted model, not a curated record. NCBI's taxonomy places the organism in Eukaryota, Metazoa, Arthropoda, Insecta, Diptera, Drosophilidae. The coding region runs from base 51 to 938 and encodes 295 amino acids. The transcript is spliced from 4 exons.